Molecule: messenger RNA, 5122 nt
Organism: Asterias rubens (European starfish)
Lineage: Eukaryota; Metazoa; Echinodermata; Asteroidea; Forcipulatida; Asteriidae
Product: fibropellin-1-like
Exons: 15
Coding region: 202-3213 (1003 amino acids)
Biological process (GO): cell communication
Cellular component (GO): membrane
Molecular function (GO): calcium ion binding
Source: RefSeq, a predicted model, not a curated record
GGUUGUGGUCGAUGAGCUUCAUGCUUUGUUUUGGCUGGGGGAUUGGGGGAUCCCGCUACUGAAGGCUACCUACCCCGCUUCGUGUGGCUAUGUGGUUGACGCCGAACUCCCCGUUCCCGAGACCUGAGUUGUUUGAGCAGGGAACAAUUUAUUUACACAAUUUCAAUCUCCGGAUCGGACGACUUCAGUGAUUGCAGCAUAAUGAGGGUUGACACAGAUGUUAUUUUUGAUAACAAAAAUAAGUUCGACUUUCCUGCCAUUAUCCCGAAAAACAUCGCCAAUCCACAACUUCUGAAAGUUGAUAACUGGAAGGGUGGAGUGAGAGUUAAAGUACUUGCAUUUGACGAUGACACAAUCGGCAAGGACGACAUAGGCGAGUUCGACCAAAAUAUCACCAUCGAAUCUUCCUCAUCAGUUGAUGCAGCAACAUGGCGGGAUUAUACAAUCAAGAUCGAUAAGUCAGAAUUCCUUUACAAAGUGAAAAUCUACUGCAACGCCAAUUUCUACACUUCGGACUGCGGUGUGUAUUGCAAACCACGUGACAACACCCAGGGUCAUUAUGGAUGCAACCAAACUACGGGGGCCAAGAUGUGUCAUGAUGGAUGGGAAGGAUCAGACUGCACCAUAGAUACAGACGAGUGUGCAUCUGGGCCGUGUCAUAAUGGAGCAACCUGCGUGGAUAACGUAAAUGGGUUCUCGUGUGUUUGCAAUGACGGUUGGUCAGGACUGCAAUGUGACGUGGAAAUAGAUGAGUGCGAAUCAGCACCCUGUAAAAAUGGCGCCACCUGUGACGAUUUUAUGAAUUACUUCAACUGUUCUUGCGUACCCGGCUUUGUUUACGUUGAUGAAUUCUGUGAAAUGGACGAGUGCUCAGACAACCCUUGCCUCAAUGGUUCUACGUGUCAUGACCUCACUGGGAACUUUUCCUGCUCAUGUGCCCCAGGCUUCGAGGGGAAAACCUGCAGUGUUGAUAUCAAUGAAUGCAUAAGCUCGCCUUGUCAAAAUGGCGGUCACUGUACAGAGGGGAUUGAUUGGUUUAACUGUACAUGUUUACCUGGUUUCGAAGGCAAUACAUGUCAAAUAAACAUAGAUGAAUGUGAAUCAAAUCCCUGCCAUAACAAUGCUACGUGUUUAGACGGCAUAGAUGGGUAUACAUGUAACUGUCCUAUUGGAUACAAUGGUACGUUGUGUCAGAUUGAAAUCAACGAAUGCGAGUCCAACCCUUGCCAGAAUGAUGCAACGUGUCUUGAUCUUGUUGGUUACUUCCAGUGCGAUUGCAGCCAGGGAUACUUUGGCGAUCUUUGCGAGGUCGAUAUUGAUUAUUGCAUCAACCAAACAUGCCAGAAUAACGGAACAUGUGUGGACAGACUGGACGGUUUUCACUGCAUAUGCCAGGCGGGGUUUGAAGGUGUUAUGUGCGACACGGAGACAGAUGAAUGCGCCAGCAAUCCCUGCAUGUUUAACUCGACAUGUCAAGAUCUUAUAGCAGGAUUCAGAUGCACUUGCCAACCUGGCUACGAAGGCACCAUCUGUCAGAACAUUACGAACGAGUGCCUUAGCGAUCCGUGUACGAAUAACGCUACAUGUAUUGACGACAUUGCCAAGUUUCGCUGCCAUUGUUUACCCGGGUUUGACGGCACCGUGUGUGAAGUCAACAUUGAUGAAUGUUCUAGUUAUCCAUGUUUUGACAAUGAGACGUGUCUGGAUCAAACCAAUGGUUAUAGAUGCAUCGAUGGCGUAAACAUGUGUGAAGAUGAUCCACCUGUCUGCAAAAACAACGCCACUUGUUUCGACGAAGACCGAGGGUUCAGUUGCCAAUGCAAAGACGGUUUCCACGGCAAUGCUUGUCAAUUUGACACAGACGAGUGUCAGAGCUCACCCUGCGUUCACGGCAACUGCACCGACCUCAUCAACGGCUUCUCCUGUCAGUGCUUACCCGGUGCCGAAGGAACACUCUGCGAGGUGGACUUGGAUGAGUGUGCCAGCAUACCUUGUUGGUACGGGUCGUGCGCCGAUGAGCUCAACGGGUUCUCUUGCCUCUGUAGUGCUGGGUAUGAGGGUUCGGUUUGUCAGUUUGAAAUCGACGAAUGUGAGAGCUCGCCUUGUUUGAUGAACGGUACCUGUGCUGAUCUUAUUGAUGGGUUCUCCUGUGAUUGUCCGACUGGAUACGGUGGAGAGCAGUGUGGUGAGGAGACCGAUGAGUGCCGAAGCUCUCCCUGUAUUCACGGCAUUUGCCAAGAUGAAUUCAACGGCUACAAGUGUGUCUGCGAGCGAGAGUGUUUAAAGGGGCAUUGUGACAACGGCGUGUGUGACUGCGACCCUGGGUACGAGGGUGAUGAUUGCAGCGUGCAGAUUGAUUAUUGCCAUAGCUCUCCAUGCUCACAAGGCACAUGCAUCGCACUUGAGAAUGCUUUCAGGUGUGAAUGCGAUGCCUUCCACACGGGCGAGUACUGCACAGACCUCAUCGAUGAUCCUUGCUCUCUCAACCAAUGCGAACACGGACAAUGUGUUCCAUCGAGUGAUGCUCCAAAUGGAUACAACUGCACAUGCAACGAGGGUUAUUUUGGUUCCAACUGCAAUAUUGAUUUGAGAAAGUUUGGCAGUGUGGUCAUGCUCUUUGGUAGAACGAAUGAAGCACGUGAUUUUGAGAAGAACAUGGCGACCUUGCUCUUAAAGGAACUGCCUCCUAUGUCAGCGAGAGAUAAACGAGAGUUUAUCGUGACCGUCGUCAGUAUGGAAUCUUACGUCACAUCAGAUAAACGUGAGCCACUGACAAAGGUAACAUACUUGACUAGGUCAUUGAGUGGGUACGUUGAUAAGAAUCUAGUGGAGGAUACAAUCAGUGAAACACCCAGUGAUAUCUUGAUUCAAAGUAUCGGCUAUGACAAGUAUACUGGCAAGGCUGUGCCUCAAGCUUCCACAGGAGAUGGCGGCAAGAGCUGGGUCGAAGAAAAUUGGUACGUAUUCUUGAUUGCCCUGGCUGUAGUUGCCGUUGCAGGUAUUGCCGGAUUCGCCGUUUGGCGUAAACGAAGAACCCCAUCAAGUGGACUGAAGCUAGAGUCAGAGAUAUUAUCAAGUAACGACCGUAACGAGGAGGGAUCAAACGAUUACAUCCAAUUAGAAGGAGACAAUGAAUAUGGUGGCACUUUAGUAGACAACCCUCUGUAUGAAAGCAGUGAACCCAAGACCUGGGCUUCGGAGACAGAAACAUGAAGGCCUGAUAUACGGAUAUAUUAGCGAGGUUUAGCUGCACGUUACGCGAGCACAAAACGUGAACGUGAACGACAGAAAAUUGUGUCGUUUCUAGAGGGCUUAUUUCAAGCUCACGUACGUGACGUCUGCACAUACGUACCUGACAUCGAAAAUGGUAACUUCACGUAUGCUAAAAACGUGAGAUUUUAACGACAUAAUUUUCUGACGUUCGCGUUCACGUUUUUGCUCACGUAACGUGCAACUAAACCUCCCUAAUGUGUCUCGCGUUCACGUUUUUGCUCGCGUAACGUGCAACUAAACCUCCCUAUAUACGUGAACGUGAACGUCAACAUAUUGUGUUGUUUCUGACGGGUGACGUCGCCGCUUUGGGCUUACUGCAUGCUCACUUAUGGCGUCUGCGCGCAGUUUUUUAUACGUACCUGAUGUGAAAAAUUGUAACUUCACGUAUGCCAAAAACGUGAGAUUUUAACACACAAUUUUCUGACGUUUACGUUCACGCGGAACGUGCAGCUAAUAUUGUUGCAAAAUGAAAAAAAAAAAAUCUAGCAAGCUAAAACAAAAGCAUACCUGCCAGAAGCUUAACAAUAUCUGGCAAGUAUCAAUUUAUUCAACGUGUCUCCUCAUUUUUCGGCAAGCAAUACUCCGUUUUUUAAUUUCACUGGUUAUCGUUUUUUUUUUCCCAGAACAAUGAGGACAAACUCCCAUAUAUUAUCUAUUUGAGAAUUUGGUUUCACAAACUUUGAGCUUUGGUCUCAAAACUAUUUUACUAAUUUAAAACACAAAUGUAGAUUUGACUAACCACAAAUAUUGUUUCAAGGGAAGUUCCAACGUGAGCAAUAUGAUACCAUGCAAGUUAUGUGCAUAAUUAUAAACAUUAUUUUAUGUUUUCAUUCCUACCGAUGUUGUGCACAAACUUAAAGGGAAGGUAAAAACAAUUGGUAACACUCUUAAAAUUAAUGGAAAUUAUAUGUUAGAAGCCUAAAACAGCUUUCGGUAGUAUAAAGCAUUUUCAGAAACACUUCACUUCGAAGUAAUGUGGUUAUUUAAAAAGAUGUCAGUUUUUAUAACUCAUAAUGUUGAAUCUGAAUUGACACUUUUCAGAUAGUAUAAUCUAAUAAGAAAAGGUAACACUUCUCAGACUGUAUAUUCAUAUAAAAAAUUAUUCUUCCUGUGUAGAUAUGUGGAUAUUUUCCCACUGGAUUUUCAGCGAUAUCAAACCAACAAAAAUGCGACCACCUGUUGAAAUGAAAUUGUGACGUUAUGGUAGUUUUAUUGUGUUAUACAUCUACAUUGUGUAGGAUUAAAACAAUCGAACGGUAACCAAAACCAAAGGUAAACUUUGCCUUUAAACGUGUGUAGUUAUCUUGUUGUUGUAAGUUAUGGUAUGAAGUUGCGGAAGGAAGUUUGAUAGACGCCUUCCGCAAUGCCUGUAUUGAAACAACAGAUGAGAUUAAAAAUGCAGUUGACUUGUAAAGAUAAUAUUUAACUGGAGAUUCAAAAUAGAGCCUACACUAUUUCCUUAUUGGUUCCUUAAAACGAAUCAUGGCUGAGUUGUAGAGCAAAUGUUGUAAUCUUAUUUGCCAAAGAACCAAUAGUUUAAGAUGCCAUCCUGACCUUCGCAUUAGGCCAGUGCAAAUUAUGCCCAUUAGUGAUUAAUCCCUUUAGGGUUUAGUGUGCAACAUGUAAUAGUUGAAUUCGUAAGCAUUCCAUAACGUUGUUUUGAGUGUUCUAUUCCAUUUUGCAUUCACAAUUUAAAGUGCUUAUCAAGUGAGUGAGUGAUUUCUUGAGCGUUAGCUCUAAUGUUCUACUAUUGAUAUCGAAUUAGGUUCAUGGCACGACAAGAGCGCCGAAAGAGGACUAUUUUAAGAAAUGCACAAAGAAACAACUUUACAUUAUGUAAUAAUAAUAA